Messenger RNA from Carassius gibelio (silver crucian carp), 555 nucleotides. It is a transcript of the gene nop10, whose product is annotated as NOP10 ribonucleoprotein homolog (yeast). Gene Ontology annotation, cellular component: box H/ACA snoRNP complex; box H/ACA telomerase RNP complex. The transcript is spliced from 2 exons. The coding region runs from base 150 to 344 and encodes 64 amino acids. Lineage: Eukaryota; Metazoa; Chordata; Actinopteri; Cypriniformes; Cyprinidae. Gene Ontology annotation, biological process: snRNA pseudouridine synthesis; ribosome biogenesis; rRNA pseudouridine synthesis. The record is from RefSeq and is a predicted model, not a curated record. Gene Ontology annotation, molecular function: telomerase RNA binding; box H/ACA snoRNA binding.
GCGCCGCGGUGGCCCGCACUUCCGGUUUGUUCUGGAGUCGUUCGAACACGUGUGUGGUUUAAUCCGCUCUGAAUAUAAACCUGUUUUCAGCUGUGAUCUCGGAGAAAUAACUCGAUCGAGUGUGUGAUCGUGACUGUGGAGGGUUCAUCAUGUUCCUGCAGUAUUAUUUGAGCGAGAGCGGAGACAGGGUUUAUACUCUGAAGAAACUGGACCCAAGCGGUCAGCCCACCAGCUCGGCCCAUCCGGCACGCUUUUCACCGGACGACAAGUUCUCCAGACACAGAGUGACCAUCAAGAAACGCUUCGGCUUGCUGCUGACACAACAGCCACGACCCGUGCUCUAACGGACUGACCCUCAGUGCUCCGAGACCACCAUCAGUGGACUUCAUGACAUCUUCACCUUGUUUUUUUUUUUUUAUUGUGAAGAUUUUUUUUUUUUUUUACUAAAAGUAUGCCUUUUUUGUUGUUUACAUUCUCUUUUCUUUAAAUGUUAAUUCAUUUUAGUUACAUGUGAAUUAAUCUUCAUAUGGAAUAAAAUAUAAUUAGUGAUUUGUA